AUGCAGGUGCCAGGGAGCGGUUGGCUUUGGCGGCAGAGCUCCAUCCUGCGCCGCUGGAAGAGAAACUGGUUCGUCCUCCACCUGGAUGGCAGUUUGGUUUACUAUCACGACGAGACGCAGCGCGACAUGGACGGCCGCAUCCACAUCAAAUACAGCUGCCGGGAUGUGAGGACCGGCCGCGAGUGCAGAGACGUGCAGCCGCCCGAGGGGAAGAACCGCAACUGCCUGCUGACCAUCGUGCUGCGGGACAGCUCCAAGACGACACUGUGCGCCGAGAGCGAGGAUGACGCCAUCGCUUGGAAGAUGGCCGUGCUGGAGGCUAAAUCCACCCCGGUGCACGUCUACGACCCCUACGACGACGACUACUACCAGACGGUGCCCCUCGAUUCCCACCGACAGUGCCACGAAGACAGUGUCCCCCCACCCCACCCCUCAGCCCCCCCCCCUUUUUGCCUUGCAGCUCCUGGGGUGACCCACGUCAUUGUGCGCGAGGAUCCCUACCGGGUCUCCGGGGACCAGAUGGCCUUGGGGCUGCUGGCAGGGGCUGCCACCGGCGCCGCCCUGGGCUCCUUCAUGUGGAUGCCGUGCUGGUUUUAG
Molecule: messenger RNA, 597 nt
Organism: Charadrius vociferus (killdeer)
Lineage: Eukaryota; Metazoa; Chordata; Aves; Charadriiformes; Charadriidae
Gene: PLEKHB1
Product: pleckstrin homology domain containing, family B (evectins) member 1
Exons: 7
Coding region: 1-597 (198 amino acids)
Biological process (GO): regulation of cell differentiation
Cellular component (GO): membrane
Source: RefSeq, a predicted model, not a curated record